GAUUGUUAGCAUUUCUGUUGUUUAUAUAUGCUGAUUUUUUGUUAUAGCACUUUUGGAGGCCGAGGAUUAGGGUAGAAGGUUACAGAGGCGAAUUCAGGAUUUCAACAGGAUGAGUUUACCUUAGAAUUUUUAUUUUAUUUUUAAAAGACGCAAAAGUGCAUUUAGUAGGGUUCGAUCUCACAACCUUAAGAGAUUAAACCCAGCACUUAGCCAGUGCUCCACUCAGUCUAGUUUGAUCAUGUGUUCCUUCAGUUAAUCUUAGAUAUAUUUUAAGUAUUAUAUAUUCCCUCCGUUUCAAUUGAUGUGAACCUAUUUGACUGGGCACGGAGUUUAAGAAAAAAGAGAAGAUUAUUAAACUUGUGGUGUAAAAUGAGGCAUAUAUAUUUUGUGUGACUAUAAAUCAUUGUAUAAAGGUAAAUUUUUUUCCAAAGACGGAAAGAGGUCAUUCUUUUUGGCAUGGACUAAAAAGGAAAUAGGUUUACAUAAAUUGAAACGGAGGGAGUAUAUGAUAUACUGAGUUUAGUCGGGUGACCAUGGGUUUACGUGACCCAUUUUUUAUACUUAGAUUCGCUCCUAGAAGGUUAGUAGGUAGCCGAGUGUUGUAGCAACUUUAUGUGGGAGAGACAGGGGGCUGGUCUCCUCUCUCGGUAUUAGUAGUAUUACUAUUUUGUACUUGCGUAGUAUUCCUUCCUUCGUUUUUAUUUGUUAUCUGUCGCUUCAUUGGUGUGUUUAUUUUGCCAUGUUGUUGCUGAUAUUUUUUCUGUUUAACCUGUUUUUGGUACUGCGUCGUUGAGCGAGGUCUAUCGGAAACAACCUCUCUACCCCACAAAGGUAGGGGUGAUGUCGGAAGCGUAUACUUUGGUCCAAACCAUCCAAUGAAGCCACACAGGUUGUGUAUGACUCAUCAUCUGGUUCUAGCCUAUGGUCUACACAGCAAGAUGGAAGUUUAUAGGCCUCAUAAAGCAUACCCAGUGGAGCUAGCGCAGUUUCAUUCAGCUGAUUAUGUAGAGUUCUUGAACCGAAUAACCCCAGAUACUCAGCACUUGUUCCCUAGUGAAAUGGCAAGAUAUACUCUUGGAGAAGAUUGCCCUGUAUUUGACAACUUAUUCGAGUUUUGUCAAAUAUAUGCUGGUGGAACAAUAGAUGCUGCACGUAGAUUGAAUAAUCAGCUUUGUGACAUUGCAAUAAAUUGGGCUGGUGGAUUGCAUCAUGCCAAGAAGUGUGCGGCUUCAGGAUUUUGCUAUAUCAAUGAUCUAGUUUUGGGGAUAUUGGAGCUUCUAAAGUAUCAUCCACGGGUGCUCUAUAUUGAUAUUGAUGUGCAUCACGGUGAUGGUGUAGAAGAGGCGUUUUAUUUCACUGACAGGGUUAUGACUGUUAGUUUCCACAAGUAUGGGGACAAGUUCUUUCCUGGAACUGGUGAUAUGAAGGAUACAGGGGAAAGAGAUGGAAGAUUCUAUUCCAUAAAUGUGCCUCUCAAGGAUGGAAUAGAUGACGGCAGUUUUAAUAGACUCUUCAAAACAAUUAUUUCAAAGGUUGUCGAAACAUAUUUACCUGGCGCGAUCGUUCUGCAAUGUGGAGCAGAUUCGCUUGCUGGUGAUCGUUUGGGCUGCUUCAACCUCUCCAUUGAUGGACAUGCUGAAUGUGUAAGGUUUGUGAAGAAAUUUAAUUUGCCGCUGCUGGUAACUGGAGGUGGGGGAUACACAAAAGAGAAUGUUGCCCGUUGUUGGGCUCUGGAAACAGGAGUUCUUUUGGACACAGAACUUCCUAAUGAUAUACCAGACAAUGAUUACAUCAAAUAUUUUGGCCCUGAUUAUUCACUGAAGAUUCCUAGUGGGCACAUAGAGAACCUGAAUAGCAAAUCGUACAUUGGCACCAUAAAAAUGCAAGUAAUGGAAAAUCUUCGUUGCCUCCAGCAUGCUCCCGGUGUACAGAUGCAAGAGGUACCGCCUGACUUUUAUAUUCCUGAUUUUGAUGAAGAUGAGCAAAAUCCAGAUGAGCGUGUGGAUCAGCACUCCCAAGAUAAGCAUAUCCAGCGUGACGAUGAAUAUUAUGAAGGCGACCAUGACAAUGAUAACCACACUGAUGAUGCCUAAACACUACAAUUUGAUGUAGUUAGAUUCGUGGAAAUGUAUAUUCUUUUGCCUAUUAUAGAAAAUGCAUUGUACAACUCUAGUUAAUUGCCCCAUGUUAAUUUUGCAUUUUCAUUCCCCUUCUCAUGUAAAAUGUAUUUGAUGUGAUAGGAUUUGUAUUGUAGGGUAGCAGUUUUUGUUUUGUUUAGUUUAGAUGUCAAUGGAGGCAUAUGUUUCAUGCUCCAAAGAUUUGGAAUUUAUGAUUUGGAAAUUAAUGUUUUAUU
Molecule: messenger RNA, 2353 nt
Organism: Lycium ferocissimum
Lineage: Eukaryota; Viridiplantae; Streptophyta; Magnoliopsida; Solanales; Solanaceae
Product: histone deacetylase 9
Exons: 14
Coding region: 876-2093 (405 amino acids)
Molecular function (GO): histone deacetylase activity
Source: RefSeq, a predicted model, not a curated record